CACGUGACGUUUUCAACAACGGAACUAUUUGUUGGAACUAUUGUAGCGCUCCUUGGUGACAUUUCACAAAUAGAUGUCAGGCGUUUGGACAAACACCACACGAGUACGUCCGUGUGCUGAAUAUGUCACUCAUGUAAAUAAGUCUUCACUAACCGCGCUGACCGGGCGCGGUUGCUAGGCGACACUUAAGCUAGUUAGCGGUUAGCUGCUAACGACUUCUUUGGCGACAUUUUGUUGCACUUUCUUUUCUUUCGCCCUAACAAACAAACCAGCCGAGUGCCACAACCGGUUUCCACGCCCGUGACGGGCUGGGGCGGCGGGUGACUCCCGUCCACACGCACGCCGCGCUCCGCGUUUUGUCGCGGGGAGGGAGUGCGUGUCGUCGGUGGGCGGCCACGAGCGGUGCGUGAUUCACAAACCUUAUUUGUUCCUACUACUUUGGGCGCCAUCUUGUUUGUAACUCCCCUACGUAACUGGUAGAGUUUCUGCCGAGGGGGUGUCCGAUUACCCCCUUUUCCAUCUUUAGACUGGGGACCUCUCCCUGUGCCGCCCGGGCGAGGAUCGCGUUUUGCUCUUUGGCCUUUUCCUCUUUCAAAGAAAAUUCACUCAGUCCGGUUUCCCCCCCCAACUGGACAGAAAUGAGCAUCGAAACGCUCUUGGAGGCAGCCAAGUUUUUGGAAUUGCAAGCCCAGCAACAACAGAAAGCACGUGAGGAUGAACUAAAGGAAAAGCUUCACUUGGAGCAGUUGAAGGUGCAGCGGAACUCUGACGUGAACUAUAACUCAACCAUCCACAUCAACAAUGUUUCUAAAGCAGAGGAGCGCCGCGCUGAGUGCCACCCAGCCCCCAUACCGCCCUCUCUGCCUCCCCCCUCCAUGCCUAUUACUGUCAUCCCCAUCCCCGUGGUCACCUCCAGCCCCAUGGGCUCUCCCACUCUGCCUGUUGCCACGCUCUCCCCCCCAGCUGCUCCUCCACUGGCCUCCCCAAGGAGAGACCCUCACUCCCCCAAGGAGGAAAGUGCUGCUGCCCCGCCGAGCUCUUCGCAGCCCAAAACUGUCCAUUCGCCCUCUGUACUGAUCGCCAGCCACAAGCAGCCAACACAAAACCACCACCAGCCGCAGUUCAUUGCCCAAACCAAUAAUACUAAACUACAGCAGCAGACACACCAGCAGCUGGUCCAACGCUAUCCUGGCUCCAUCGUGUCACCCACACAGCAACACGCCUUACUGCCACACCUGGGCCCUGUGCUCCAACAGGUUCCUUUACAAAAUGGCUCCAUCAGCCGGGGGAGUCCUCCCGACGACAGCCGCCAGCUGGACAAGAAGAGGCCUGGAGGGGCAGGCACAAGAGAAGUGCACAACAAGCUUGAGAAAAACAGACGAGCACACCUGAAGGAGUGCUUCGAGACCCUGAAAAAGAACAUCCCCAACAUCGACGAGAAGAAGACGUCCAAUCUGAGUGUGCUGAGAAGUGCACUGAGAUACAUUCAGACGUUGAAGCGGAAAGAGAAGGAGUACGAACAUGACAUGGAGCGUCUGGCCAGAGAGAAGAUCGCCACGCAGCAGCGAUUAGCAGAGCUGAAGAACGAUCUGAGCCAGUGGAUGGAUGUGAUUGAGAUUGACCGCGUCCUCAGACAGACGGUGCAGCCUGAAGAGGACCAGGCUUCGACCUCGACUGCCUCAGAGGGUGAAGACGUUAUGGACGAUGACCUGGAUGAGGAGACCGCACCCAGAGCACAGACUGCCUUACCCACCGUGCCUCACACCAUGAAACCUGAGCUCCAGAAGAGUGCAGCACACACUCAGACCCCAACUCUGACACCUGCCACCACCACUACAUCCUUCAUUACCCAACACAUCUCCAUACAGCACAAAGCCCAUCUGCACCAGCCUCAGCCGGUGACAGUCAAUGCUCCCCAGCCGGUGCCCAAGCCUGCACCUCCACCUACGCUCACAGCCACAGCGUCCAUCACUCCCAGUCAGCCCUUGAUCCCCACCCAGACACACAUGGUCACCACAUCCAGCCUACACCCCACAGUUAUCGCCCACGCAUCAGUGUCCCAUCCCUCAGUCAUCCAAGCGGUCAACCAUGUCAUCCAUGGAGGGGGUCCCAAACACAUUGCCCACCUGGCUCCCGCUGCCACUAGCUCUGUCCAGUUAGCCCCCGGCCACCAGCCUAUUGGCCACAUUACUGUGCACCCGGUGGCACAUCUCAGCCAGCAUCUACCUGCCCUCUAUCCCCAACCGGUGGCUGUAACUCAAUCGGCCGUGGUCGGCCACAUCACCCACACAUUCAACCACGCCCAUCCACAGGUGAACGGCACCACACCUAGCCAGCCGGCUGCCACCAUCAUUGGCAAGCAGACAGCAGUGAGCACCCAAAUAGUAGCCCACCACCCACAGCUGGUUGGUCAAACAGUGCUUAACCCUGUGACAAUGGUGACCAUGCCCUCCUUCCCAAUCAGCACUCUGAAGCUGGCCUGAACACUCCCAACAGGACCAACAGGCUGCAGAGAUGACCCCACUACAGGGGACAACCACAGGCCUUGGACCAGGCUGUCGACAAGCCCACGUGACGGCAGGAGGAGCUGAACACCUCGCUGAUCCACAGAGAAACUACAGCACACGAAGCAUUACAGUUGUUUAUAAGCAACCAGGAACAUUCCUAAAACAAGUACAACCCCUUCAGUACCAUCAGUGUCUGGAAUCUUGUUCCUUAAAUUUGGGUUUUGCCAGGCUGCAUGUGAUUUGACGGUCAUCGCGUUGAGUGCUCGUGGUUAUACACUGGGCAGAUUUGCAGUUUUUGACUGUCACCCGUCAUUUGCUCUUACAGAUGGAGGAGCAGCAGUAAGUUUUACAAAAGCACCUCCACAUAGGGAGAAUGCUCUGUCAGUACAGCGUCCAUAACAGCAUCGUGUGACAGUGUCUCUGUAGGCCGGUGGCUAGACUCCCUCUUCUCACUUCAGCUGCAGUGGAUUAACCAAUAGCAGAUCAUGUAGUGGAGAGGCUGCGUUGGGGUUUGAGGGCGGAGACUGUGUAAAGUCAGAGUGCUGGACCAGCCUUAGCCCAUACAUUGGGAAUGUAAUUUGGAGGAGCUCCUCCUCUCGAGCAGAGGCACAUGCUGCAGGGCUGGAGCUAAAUCAUGGCCUGAACUAAACCUGCACCGGCGCUUCAGCCCUCAAUGACGACACCUACAGCAACAGCUCCACCUGCUGGCUGUGUGGGUUUAUUUAAUACUGCCAUUCCAGUGUAUAGGUGGCAAAGAAGAAAAUCCCAUUCAUUUAUUAUUCAAAUAAUUGUCACUUAAAGUAAAGAACAUGCAGUUUUAUCAGGGUUUGGCUUUUUUAGUGUUGGAAUUUAAGGACAAUCAACUUGUCACUGAUUUCUUAUAUUCGUCCUUCAAGAUAUACAAAUAUUCGUUUUAGGAUAAAGUUUUUUUGUCACAGCUGUUAAUGUUUUAAAAACACUUUUGCCAAAUAGGAUCCGUUUCUACAUCUACAUGACCCAUUUAUUUGAAUGUCACAACAAACAGCGGUGUCUUUAAUACUUAAUGCGUCGGAGAUAAAAACCAAGUCCAAGUUGAGUUCUGAGAGAUUUUGAAUGUGAAAACCUAAAAUAAAAGCUCCAAAAACAUAGUGAAGUGGGUUCCUAUGCCAUCUUGUCGGCCAAACGGUGAUAGAAUGUGUGUCUGCAUGCUGUGAAUGCAUGUCAUGGCUUAGUUUAUGUAGUGAUUACAUUGCAAAAUGAUUGCAGCAGCUGAUGUAAAUCCAAUCAUCCCCCCCCCCCCCAAUACCAAUCCCCUUUGAGAGCUAGCACUGUGAAAUUAAUUUCUCAGUCUCAACGAGCAGCAUAACCCACAGUUUAGCAUAGCACUUGCUAGAACAGUAACUUGGUGUGCUGUCCUCAUUUAGUCUGAAUGUACUGAUCUGCAAGAGGAUACUGAGAAGCGCACUCACCUGAAGUUUAUACUUUUUGUCUGUUUUUAAUUAAAUAAAUUGUGAGUACUUUAUUAAAGUAUCAUGUGUAUGUAAAGUGUAACAUUUAAAACUGAUUUUGUAUUUUCAAGAUUUAAUGUUUCUUGUUUCAUCUAGAGCAUAACGUCUUCUGUUCAGUGUAAAUUUUAUAAUAUAGUUGUUUUUUUCUGGGACCAUGUACAGUGAUGUAUAUCAGGGCAGACCUCCCACAUUGAUACCACAUUCGGCCACUUUGGAAAGUAUUCACCCUUUAAUUUUUUUGUGUUUUGUUCUGAUGCAAUAUGAUUAUAGCAAGGGUGAAUUUCUUCAAAGUUCUUUGUCUACAAAAGAGCAACCCUGUUUUCACGUUCAGAUUUUAUGCAAAUGAUUCUGGACAAAUGCAUUUUAAAAUCGUAUUGUAGCAAAACAAAAUGUGUCAAAGUUGUCAGGGAUUCAGAUACUUGAAGAAGCAACAAUAUACCUGUCUUUUCCCUAUGGAGAAAGUUUAAGUUGUAUAUAGCCUGUAAAUGUUGGGCUGCAUCUCGAUCUAACUGUAUUAUGUAAAAAGCUGGGGAAAAUAUCAAAUAAAAAAUUUAUUAAAAAUAUACUUAAUAAAAUGUAUUACGUUUAAUAAAUGUCUGAAGACACA
Molecule: messenger RNA, 4601 nt
Organism: Scophthalmus maximus (turbot)
Lineage: Eukaryota; Metazoa; Chordata; Actinopteri; Pleuronectiformes; Scophthalmidae
Gene: mnta
Product: MAX network transcriptional repressor a
Exons: 6
Coding region: 639-2483 (614 amino acids)
Biological process (GO): regulation of transcription by RNA polymerase II
Molecular function (GO): protein dimerization activity; RNA polymerase II cis-regulatory region sequence-specific DNA binding; DNA-binding transcription factor activity, RNA polymerase II-specific
Source: RefSeq, a predicted model, not a curated record